UCUCCCCUGGCAAGUGAUGGUACGCGUGGCUCAGCGUAGACGUCAGCCUACAGGACACCACGCUUCUCUUCAUAUAUCCGUAGAUAUGUAAACGGACAUUACAUGGGUGACGGGUCACAUAUUCAGUCAUAUUUGUUUAAAGUUCAGUCAGGAACGUCGCGUACGCGAACAGCUGGUUGGUUGUAGCUAGCUGCUGCAAAGCUAGCAAGACAGACACCCUCCCUACACGGAGAUUUUUCAUGUAUCUUCAUAAUUCCAGUUAUCUGAAGAGCAAUUUUCUGCAGCAAUACGUGUGGACGUUUAGGGCUUUUCUCGUUUAGAUUUCUUUCUUUCUUUCCCCCAUAAUGCGACUCUCUGGCACCGGGUUUCUCAGUUGGCUCCUUGCGGUCUUCGUUGAGGAGGAUCACUGGAGAGAGUGGUGCUGAGCGACAGACACCCCAAUAUUCAUUACACAACUCUACCACCGGCUGCACCUGCAGAGAGUCAGUAUCAUGGAGGAAGGCAGUGGGGCUGCUGCAGUGGUUGGAAGUGCAGCUCUCAGACUACUCGAAGCCACUGGAAGUCAUGACAUCUCUGACCGGGGCCUGAUGCCUGGACGGCAAUCAGAAGAGGAUGAUAUUGUGCCAGAGCUUGCCAGGAGCAUCCACCCCCGUGAGCGACCUGACUGGGAGGAAACGAUCAGUGCAAUGGCGCGGAGCGCUGAUGUUCCAGAGCUGAUUGCUGAGCCUCUCGUGCACUCCUGUUGCAACACUGCCAGCACGAAGGUGAAAAACGUCAAAAAGCUCUCGUUCACCAAGGGCCACUUCCCAAAGUUAGCCGAAUGUGCCCACUUCCACUAUGAAAACGUUGACUUUGGAACAAUACAGCUGACCCUCGCAGAUGAACAGACUGAAGUGACUCGGAAUGGCCUGGAGUCAAAAGAGCCUGUGUAUUUGGUCCAAAUCUAUUGUCAGGGACGAAGCUGGAUUGUGAGGCGGAGCUAUGAAGAUUUCCGAGUGCUGGAUAAGCAUCUCCAUCUCUGCAUCUAUGACCGGCGCUUUUCUCAGCUCCCUGAGCUGCCCCGCUUCGACAGCCUGAGGGAGAGAGCAGAGACAGUUUCCCAAAUGCUGAUGGCUUACCUUUCCCGUCUCUCAGCAAUUGCUGAUAACAAGAUCAACUGUGGGCCGGCCCUCACAUGGAUGGAGAUUGACAACAAAGGGAAUCACUUGCUGGUACAUGAGGAGUCAUCCAUUAAUGUUCCAGCUAUCGCAGCGGCCCAUGUCAUCAAGCGCUACAUUGCCCAGGCAGCUGAUGAGCUGUCUUUUGAGGUGGGGGAUAUUGUUUCAGUAAUAGACAUGCCACCCAAAGAGGACACCACCUGGUGGAGAGGAAAGCAUGGUUUCCAGGUUGGCUUUUUUCCCAGCGAGUGUGUGGAGCUGAUAAACGACAAGGUCUCGCAGUCUGUCACCAACUCAGUGCCAAAACCAGCGUCCCCCUGCUCUGGUCUGCGGCCGGCCUCCUGGAGUCUGUUCCCACCCUAUUUAGAGAUGGAGAGUAAAAAGAAGGACAGUGCAUGGGCACCCGACCCAUUAAACCCCUACAGGCUGAGCUCAGUGUCAAAGAAACACGGAAAGCUGAUCACUUUUCUGCGCACAUUCAUGAAGUCCAGGCCAACCAAACAGAAGCUGAAGCAGAGAGGUAUCCUCAGGGAGAGGGUGUUUGGUUGUGACCUGGGAGAGCAUCUCCUCAACUCAGGCCAUGAUGUCCCCCAGGUACUCAAAAGCUGCACUGAGUUCAUUGAGAAGCAUGGAGUGGUUGAUGGAAUGUAUCGUCUCUCUGGGAUCGCUUCCAACAUUCAGAAGUUGCGACAUGAGUUUGACUCUGAACAGAUCCCAGAUCUGACAAAAGAUGUUUACAUCCAGGACAUACACUGUGUUGGCUCUCUGUGCAAGCUUUACUUUCGAGAGCUUCCCAACCCUCUUCUUACCUACCAGCUGUAUGAGAAAUUCUCGGAAGCUGUGUCAGCAGCCACAGAUGAGGAGAGGCUGAUCAAAAUACAUGAUGUUAUUCAGCAGCUGCCGCCUCCGCAUUAUAGGACUCUAGAGUUUCUUAUGAGACAUCUGUCACACUUGGCCACUUUCAGCUAUGUAACAAACAUGCAUACAAAGAAUUUGGCCAUUGUUUGGGCCCCCAACUUACUAAGGUCAAAGCAAAUAGAAUCCGCUUGCUUCAGUGGUACAGCUGCCUUUAUGGAGGUGCGAAUACAGUCAGUUGUGGUGGAGUUCAUCCUUAACCAUGUUGAUGUUCUCUUCAGCCCCAAAUUGAGUUCACUUAUUCGAGAGGGAACCGGACAUAACUCUUUGUCUCGGCCAAAAUCUUUGCUGGUGCCCUCCCCUUCUACAAAGUUGCUAACACUAGAAGAGGCACAGGCACGUACCCAGGCCCAGAUUAACUCCCCGAUCACCGCAGACAGCAAGUAUAUUGAGGUUGGAGAGGGGCCUGCAGCCUUACAGGGAAAAUUCCACACUGUCAUUGAAUUCCCCACUGAGAGGAAAAGGCAGCUCAUAAAAUCUAAAAAGUCCCCAGUUGGCAGUUGGCGAUCCUUUUUCAACCUGGGCAAGUCCUCUUCGAUGUCUAAACGCAAACUACACCGAAAUCCCAGUGAACCAAACGAACUUAAGUCCAUGGCAUUGGCUGGAGGAAGAGGAGACACUGGUACUCUUCGGUCUGCCAAAAGUGAGGAGUCUCUCACCUCUCUACAUAAUGUUGAAGGAGAGUCUAGGGUGUACAGGCCACGUAGGCCUCGCUCCAGCAGUGAUGCUCUUUCUGCUUCUUUCAAUGGUGAUCUGCUGGAUAGCAAGCAACACUGUAAUUCCUACGACAACUUGGACCAUGGAGAGAGUGAAUGUGAUGACGGUCCAAUCUGUGUGCCUGCUCUCAUUUCCCCUCCACGCUCUGCUGAUGAUGUGGACUUAAGCCCCCCUGACAUUGGCAUGGCCACUCUAGACUUUGACCCCAUGUCUUUCCAGUGUAGCCUUCCUUUGGCAGAGACAUCCAUUGUCUCACUUGACACAGAUGCAGGCAGUCUGAAGAGGAGUCCUGGCAGUGCCAGUGGCUCAGAGCCUGUCUCACCAGUCAGAGCUAUUGUUACGAGCCGUUCUCGAUCUCCAGAACACAGUCUGGCCUUAGGAGAUAUUUCCAAACUGCCUUCUACACCUUUCCUAGAGAAAAUUGUGGUUCAGUCAAUUGAGAGCAGUGAGAAGUCAGCAGUUUUGACUCCUUUAAACAUCUCUGAAUCAACUGGCCCCAUGACAGGGAAAGUGCCAAAGAGCACUGUACUUCAGCCCUCUUCUCCUUCAUCUCCACUUGACUCUCCAGCAAAAUUGAGCUCUUUUUCAAGAACCACUGAUCUGCCCCUGAGUGAAGCCAUUCAACAAGAGCUUCUUUUUAAAGCUGCUACCUUUGAGGGUAAAGACAUAUCUAGCAUUGAAUGUUCACAGCCACCAAAGACCAUCUGCUCUCAAGAGCAGCCAGGAGCUGUAGCUCUGGACUCACCAAAGGGCACUGUCCCCAUCAGCUCUGUGUCCCUUCUCCCUCCCCCUCUCCCACCAACGAACGCUGCACGCAUGCUUGCACUAGCUCUAGCUGAAUCUGCCCAGAAGGCCACCAUUCUCUGUCAGAGGCGAUCCUCUGGACCCCCUACACCAAUCUCUCCUUUUAGAUCACAGGAGUUGCUGGAGACCCUUGACUGGCCUCCUCCUCCUUCCCUGCAGUCACAGCCAUCCCUGGAAGAAGCGGAAGUAGAAAUUUCACAGAUUUCAGCUCCUACGUCUUCACCAACCUCUACCCCAACUGAAAAACUAACUCACUCAGCUAUUCUGCACCUCAACACAGACGAUAACGGAAAACCCACGACUUUGUGCAACAGCCAGGAUUUUGUCUUGCCAGUGACCCCAAGCCAGAGUGCUAUACCUUCCAGACAACCUUCUCAAUCUCAAAUUUCCCCAACACAAAAAAGCCCAGAAAGGCAGAAGCCUGCUGUGGGCCAGACACCUGUAAGCACAACCAAAACCACUACUACAGCCACUACACCAAACAUCAGCAGCAAGGAUACUGUCAUACAACAUCCCAGCUCUGAGAUCCAUAUUGACGACAAUGUACUGUCACCAAAACCCACAAAGACGUCAGAACAACCAGUUGCAAUACUCCAGCCUCGGCCUCAUAUACAGACUCAACCUCAUUCAACAUUUUGGUCUCAAAUUCAAGUGCAGCCUCAGUCACAAGCGCAACCUCAGUUCAAGCCCAAAUCUCACCCCCAGCCCAAUGCUAGGGUUGCACCUAUUCCUGCAGCACCUCUUGACCCUGUGGAAAAACCAUGGGAAGCCAUAAAGCCUGUACAUCCAAAAGGAGAUAGUGCUCCUCAACAUCACACUCAUGGAGUGACACUCCCGACACCCCCUGUUCGCUCCAUUGAUAGUAAACUAGCAAUGGCUGCUCUCUGCAACACUGAGGUUGCAAAUCCAGCCAACUUUCAUGCUAUCUCACCAGAGACAUCCAUGCAUGGCUCAGUGGAUGAGACUCCCUCACAAUUGCAUCCCACUCAUCUGAGGUCUUCCAGUCACCAGUCAGGUUAUAUUUACCACUCGAAAGGAGAAGCAUCCCUAUUGGAGCCCAAAGCAGAGGCAUAUUACCAUCAGCGGGUAACCCCUUCAGGCCAGUCCUCAAUGGGGUACCAUUACCGACCAGAUAGUGUACCACCACACAUUUCUUACGUCUCUAAAUCAGAGCCACAGAUUUCUUAUAGAGGUCACUGUGACAGCCGAUACAAUACAAUUGGAUCCAGAUCUUACCACCAGUCCUUCAAAUCUCAUGGCCCACCAAGAGGUGAAUACAUCUCCCCAAGCUCACUGCAUCAUACCCAUGGCUGCAGUUCAGUAGAUGGACCUACUGUAUACCCAACUAUCCGUAGGGUUCACUCCCUACAUGUGACACCCACUACUAUCCGAUCAGUGCCAGUCACCAGAGCUGAGGUUCCACCAGAUGAUGAGCUGAUUUAUUACCAGCGGCCAGUCUACCACUGCAAGUCUCACCAACCCUCAUCUCAAGCUGAUUAUCAUGUCACACAACUGCAGCCUUAUUUUGAGAAUGGAAGAGUACAGUACCGAUACAGCCCCUACUCUGGUUCUCAUCCCCUGGAUGCACCUUACUAUGAUGUCGACCAUUACGGCACUAUCCGCUUACGGCAUGUCCAUUCUUUCAGUGGUCGGGACACAGCCCCUAGCAAUAGCAGAUCUGGAGCCAAGUCCGGUGGCUAUCAUUACCUUUCACGGAAUGUCAUUCCUUUGAAGGAGCACGGCUUCGUUAGUAGGGACAUGCCUUCUUAUGGUGGUUCUAAGGGGAGUGUUUUCUUUUGGGACCCAGAAGAAGCAGAGAGGCUUCGUAUACACUCUAUUCGCAGAGAAAACCGAGCAAGGCAGAAGGUGAAGGGUUCAAUCAUGUCUCAGUAUGACAAUGUAGGACCCUACAUACCAGUGGAUAUUAGUGGAUUAGACAUGUUACACUUGCACAGCAAAUCAGAUACUGGCAAAACUGUAUUGAUGACCGCUGAGGGAAAGGAGGCCAGAUACAACAUAGCUCCUGGAUUUCAGCAUGCUCCCAGGCAUCUCAUCUCAGAUCCAGAUGUCCUUAUGUAUAUGGAAACAGAGAAGAACUGCCAGGGAAAUGGGAUGGGAGACAAACCCACCAAACAAGGCAGCUCCAGGGCCUACUCGUCUGCCCAUUCACAUCAGUCACAACUUCCACCACGAAGCAUGCACCACUUACCAGAGGGUUCCCAUGUUGACCCAAAUUUUGAGCCAGGGGAAAAACAACUCAGUGGUAAACGUUGGCAGGAACACUCAGAGGGCAGAAGCAUUCAGCCUCAUUAUGAAUGGUCAGAUUUAGAUCGGCACAUAUGCAGGGUUAAAACCACUAGCACCAGUGAAGAUGAACAAGCAGCUCCUGUGAAGCCAACUCCUCCACCCAAGCCUGAGAGAUUGCAUAGCAUACAAGAGCGACAGCAUCACAACCAGUCCAGUCUUCUCUCCCAUUUACCGGACAGCUCAGACCAUAUUGAAUCCUGCUCUCAUCAGUCACAGGGGCAGAGACAAAGCACAAUUACUUUACAGUCACACUACGACAACAUUGAUGACUACCACCCAGUACCUCAGUCCCAAACCUUAGUAGCAAAUCGGGGUGGCUCCAGCUCCUAUCACAGCCCUGGUUUCUCAACUCCAUGCAGUAAUCGGGCAUACUCCACUGCCUUGGGACAGGGCGCCUUUAUCCAAGCUGAGCUUUCAGCCCAAAGGCCCGAGACAGAGAUUAAUGCUGAGUGAUUCAGGCUUUUAAAAACAGCGGGGAUGGAUUUUAGACAUUAAUUGAAUUAUUAUUGAAAGCCUCAAAAUUUAGCAGCCUCUGCUGGACAGUUGCUGACUGUUUACAUUCAGUUUACUAGAUUUUUUUAAGUGUACAAAGAAAUGUAAGACUUUUUACUGAACUGAAUGUACCAUAAUUUCAUCAGUUGUUAAACAGCCACAUUGUGACAUGGAAAUAUAGCCUGUCAAAUAUUGUAAAUACUCUGUGAUAUUGACAAAUGCUACAUAAAUCAUAACCAGAAGUUAUGUAUAUUUGGGGGAAAAAACUACUGGUUAGAAGGGAUACAUUUGUUCUUUUAUUAUAUUGAAAAGGUCUGGAAUGUGAUAUACACCGAUCAGCCACAACAGAAAAACCACUUGCCUAAUAUUGUGUAGGUCCCCCUCGU
Molecule: messenger RNA, 6778 nt
Organism: Xyrauchen texanus (razorback sucker)
Lineage: Eukaryota; Metazoa; Chordata; Actinopteri; Cypriniformes; Catostomidae
Product: rho GTPase-activating protein 32-like
Exons: 25
Coding region: 492-6353 (1953 amino acids)
Biological process (GO): small GTPase-mediated signal transduction
Cellular component (GO): nucleoplasm; actin cytoskeleton; Golgi apparatus
Molecular function (GO): protein binding; phosphatidylinositol binding; GTPase activator activity
Source: RefSeq, a predicted model, not a curated record